This is a messenger RNA of Ostrinia nubilalis (European corn borer), 1682 nucleotides long. RefSeq names its product probable 26S proteasome non-ATPase regulatory subunit 3 (gene Rpn3). Gene Ontology annotation, molecular function: enzyme regulator activity. Gene Ontology annotation, biological process: ubiquitin-dependent protein catabolic process; regulation of protein catabolic process. Gene Ontology annotation, cellular component: proteasome complex; proteasome regulatory particle, lid subcomplex. The coding region runs from base 97 to 1584 and encodes 495 amino acids. The transcript has a single exon. Lineage: Eukaryota; Metazoa; Arthropoda; Insecta; Lepidoptera; Crambidae. The record is from RefSeq and is a predicted model, not a curated record.
ACUCGGCAUAUUUUUGACAGUAGGAUGACAAUUGAAUUUUAGUGAUUCGGGUUGUUUUGUCUCGAAAAUAAAAAUUUUGAGAAAUUGUCGACGAAAAUGGCCCCCGUGGAGCAAGAUGUUGAAAUGAAAAGCGUGGAGAGUCCUGCAGCAGCAAGUGAUGUUGAAAUGAGCGAAGUCAAGAAAGAUGCUGAUGUGCUCAGUGUUCAGGAUUUGAGAGAACAUGUAAGACAAAUUGACAAAGCCGUAACAUCGAAGGAGCCUAGAUUUGCGAUGAGAGUUCUUCGUUCUCUUCCGAGCACAAGAAGGAAGUUGAAUGGAAAUGUUUUGCGGGCAAUUAUCAGUCAACUAUAUCCAUCAAGUUCUGACAAGGAAACCCUACUCGCCUUUGUUGAAAGCCCUGCUGCAGGUGCGGUAGAAAUCGAACCACCUCGCUCCAGAAGUGCGCCCAAAACACCUGCGCCUGAAGUGGAUGUAUACAUCCAUCUUUUAGUGUUGCUACGUUUGCUGGAUACAAACAAGCUAGAAGAAGCUACUGAAUGCUCACAGCAAUUGAUGAGCAAAGUGACUGCUCAAAAUCGCAGAACCCUCGACUUGAUCGCCGCCAAGUGCUAUUUCUAUCAUUCUCGUGUUUUUGAACUUACCAAUAAAUUGGAUUUGAUCAGAGGGCUGCUGCAUGCCCGUCUACGUACAUCUACCUUGAGAAACGAUUAUGAAGGACAAGCUGUGCUUAUAAAUUGCUUACUAAGAAAUUAUUUACAUUACUCCUUGUACGAUCAAGCCGAUAAGCUAGUAAGCAAGUCUGUAUUCCCGGAAAAUGCCAGUAACAAUGAGUGGGCAAGAUUUUUGUAUUAUUUGGGCAGAAUUAAAGCAGCGCGUCUAGAGUACAGUGAUGCUCAUAAACAUUUAGUGCAAGCCCUACGGAAGGCCCCUCAAACUGCAGCUGUUGGUUUCCGUCAGACAGUUCAGAAACUGGCCAUUGUUGUGGAACUUUUGUUGGGUGAUAUUCCUGAGCGUGCUAUUUUCCGACAAGCACCACUCAGAAAGGCAUUGGCCCCCUACUUCCAGCUCACUCAAGCUGUGAGACUUGGUAAUCUACAAAGAUUUGGUGAAGUCCUCGAGAACUAUGGCCCACAGUUCCGCGUUGACCAUACCUUUACUCUGAUUCUACGUCUCAGACAGAAUGUCAUCAAGACUGCAAUUCGCUCAAUUGGUUUGUCCUACUCAAGAAUAUCACCAAAAGAUAUUGCAAGGAAACUUGGUCUGGAUUCUGCUGAGGAUGCAGAGUUCAUUGUUGCUAAGGCAAUUAGAGAUGGUGUUAUUGAGGCUACUCUUGACCCAGAAAAGGGAUAUAUGAGCAACAAGGAGAGCUCUGAUAUUUAUUGCACAAGGGAACCUCAGCUGGCUUUCCAUCAGCGCAUAUCAUUUUGCUUGGAUUUACAUAACCAGAGUGUGAAGGCUAUGAGAUACCCUCCCAAGUCUUAUGGCAAGGAAUUGGAAAGUGCUGAAGAACGCAGGGAGAGAGAACAGCAAGACCUAGAGCUUGCUAAGGAAAUGGCUGAAGAAGAUGAUGAUGGUUUCCCUUGAAUCAUAUUUAGUCUGUAACUGAAAUUCUUUAGUGCAUACUUACAUUGUUUGUCAAUCUAAUUCUGAAUAUGCAAAUAUACUAUUGUGCUACUAAUUAA